AUGGACACCUCUUCCACUCCUUGCAGUCUUCACCCCCACAGGGUUGCAAAGAUGCGGAGGGUUAAGGCCAGGUGGUUGAAGGAAUGCUUGGAGGAAGUGGAAAAGAUGGUGAAUCGGCUGGCCUCCGUUUUCACCCGCAAAUGCUCUACAGACCAAGCAGCAUUCACUCUGAUCUUCGUCGUUCUUUCGCAGCUUUAUGGCUGGGGGAAGGCCCAAACCCUGCCCCCACCCGACACUCCAGCACCUUACUAUAUCCCCUCUGGAGAUAUGGACUGGUACAAUAGCAGGAGGAGAGCUAAAUUUAUCUCGUUUCCUUCUAGGCUGCCUCUGGCAAAUACUCCUACACUGGAUACCGGAUCAUCUCCAUCAGCAACGAAAUUAGCUGUAACAGUUGAUGCCAUCUGCUUUGAAUUUGUUAAAGCUCCUGAAGAAGUUCUGGAAAAGAAAAACUUGAAACCACCUUCCCCACAGGACACCCUAAAGACUGACAUUUUUGCCUGCUUGGUAGCCAUCGGAUUCCUGCUGAUCAUAGUUACAGUUUUCCAAAUACUGAUUUUUUCUAUACGAAGUGAAAUACCGAUGAAAUAUUACACGUACAGAAUUUGCAAAAACCAUCAGUUGAAUUCAGGUUGUGAAAGUGUAGCAGAAAAACAGAUGCAGUCUAAUGUCAGCUCAAGAAUGGGAGACUUUCCCCUGAGAGACUUCACAUCACCUUCUUCUGCUACACAACCAAGCAUCACCUAUAGAGAAGCCCAAUAUUCUCCUUAUGGCACAAGCACUGGUGAAACCCCCAUGACAAGUCCUAGAUCUCAGACAGUUUAUGAGUCCUCACUCGAAGGCAGUGUCAGUGUGCUGGAACCUGGUGAUACUGGAGAUCUGCAGGGGGAAAGCAGUGCAGAUGAAGCCAGAUGGGUGGAAGACAGAAAUUCCCCAUCUUGGAAAACUGGGCAGGGCAAUUCCGAGUAG
Molecule: messenger RNA, 966 nt
Organism: Tachyglossus aculeatus (Australian echidna)
Lineage: Eukaryota; Metazoa; Chordata; Mammalia; Monotremata; Tachyglossidae
Exons: 8
Coding region: 1-966 (321 amino acids)
Source: RefSeq, a predicted model, not a curated record